Molecule: messenger RNA, 5685 nt
Organism: Nerophis lumbriciformis (worm pipefish)
Lineage: Eukaryota; Metazoa; Chordata; Actinopteri; Syngnathiformes; Syngnathidae
Gene: nuak1b
Product: NUAK family, SNF1-like kinase, 1b
Biological process (GO): protein phosphorylation; microtubule cytoskeleton organization; intracellular signal transduction
Cellular component (GO): cytoplasm
Molecular function (GO): ATP binding; tau-protein kinase activity
Source: RefSeq, a predicted model, not a curated record
GCAGCAGCAAGCAAGACACGCAGGACAGGAAAACCAAAAAAAGCAAGACCAAACGACCGGGAGGGAGCCAGUCCAGCGACCAUGGCAAUAUCCACCGCGUCUCCGCUCCCGAUCGUGUCCGAGCACCGCGCACCUCCACCCGGGUCGAGCACGGCACGGAGCCCGAGGGCGCACGACGACACGCAGCUGGGUCCGGAUGAAUGAGGAGCCAGCUGGGGGGCAAACAUGAGGGUCAUCUUCAUCCAGAACGCCGGUUUCGUCGCAGCUUUCUCGCCUGGUAGAAGUCGGCAGCGUUUCGGAGCACAGAUGAUGCGAGCGAGCCCCAAAUUAGGCACAAACAGACAUUACUAGUCGAUUGAGGAGUAGCUCGCUACUAUAUAUUUAUUAUUAGGUGAAGUGUAGACUAUCAUCUUGAAAUGAUAUUAUUAUACACUAUUGACACGAUAUGUAUGUCGUUAUUAUUAUAGACUUUUUUAUGCUUAGUGGACAAAAUAGCCUCAUUAACAAGACAAUCUGGAAAUGUUUCCAUGUUGACAAAUAUGACAAGUAGCUUGCGCGUUAUUCAUUGUAAUUUAUUUAUUUAUUACUAUUAUUAGGCCUAUAAGUAUUACUGUAUAUUAAUUAUCUUAUUGCUAGCUUAUUUACAAAGAAGUUAAAGUGAGAUGGCUUACUUGGCGCCCCGCCGUGGGGCAAGCCGCCCGGAGGCCUCCAGGGGCCAGAGCUUCGCGCCCCAACCGGCGGGGGGCGAGCCCCGUCACGCGUACGCGCUUGCCGGAGGCUCCCCCGAGGAGAGCCAGAGGAACCCCGGCGUGAAAAAACACCACCACAAGCACAACCUGAAGCACCGCUACGAGCUGCUGGAGACGCUGGGGAAAGGGACGUACGGCAAAGUCAAGAAGGCCAUUGAACGCCACUCUGGCAGAGAGGUGGCCAUCAAGUCGAUUCGGAAGGAGAAGAUCAGGGACGAGCAGGACAUGGUUCACAUCCGCCGAGAAAUUGAGAUCAUGUCGUCGCUCCGCCACCCGCACAUCAUCUCUAUAUACGAAGUGUUCGAGAACAAGGACAAGAUCAUCAUCGUCAUGGAGUACGCCAGCAAGGGCGAACUGUACGACUACAUCAGCGAGCGGCGGCGCCUGAGCGAGCGAGAGACACGACACUUCUUUAGGCAGAUCGUUUCUGCUGUGCACCAUUGCCAUAAGAAUGGAGUGGUCCACAGGGAUCUGAAACUGGAAAAUGUGCUACUGGAUGAAAACUGUAAUAUUAAGAUUGCUGACUUCGGCCUGUCCAACUUGUACCACAAAGACAAGCUUCUGCAAACCUUCUGCGGCAGCCCGCUAUACGCCUCACCAGAGAUCGUCAACGGGAGGCCGUACCGUGGGCCAGAGGUGGACAGUUGGGCUCUGGGGGUGCUGCUGUACACACUGGUGUACGGAACCAUGCCGUUCGACGGCGGCGACCAUAAGAACCUCAUUCGGCAGAUUAGCAACGGCGAAUACAAGGAGCCCACACAGUCCUCAGACGCACGGGGACUGAUCCGCUGGAUGCUAAUGGUGAACCCGGAGCGCCGCGCCACUGUGGAAGACAUCGCCAACCACUGGUGGGUGAACUGGGGCUGGAAGAACAGCGUGUGCGACUGUGACGCCCAGCACGACCACGGCGGCUCGCCCAUGCUGGCCCGCUUUAUCGACUGGCAGAACCGCACUGAGCCACGCGGUCCCACCGCCAAACCUUCCGCCUUGCCCCAGCUGCUGCUGCGCCAGAGACCCAAGAAGUCCAAGAAGGAAAACGUGGAGGAAGGUCAGGCGCACGGCGGGGGCGAGGACAAACCGGGUCUGAAGAGACCAAAGAGUAUCUUGAAGACCAGAGUGGCAGAGGAGCAACACUCGGCCAGGAUGGAGGAGGCGCCAACGAGCCAGACGGCGGCAGCGGAACGAGCUGAAGGUGGAGGGCACGUCUCCAGUCCAGAUCGAGACGGAGAAGAGCCCGCCUUUGGGGGAGGCUCGCCUGCAAAGAUGGUGCCCACCCUGCCCAAAAAAGGCAUUUUGAAGAACAACCAACAGCGGGAAUCAGGGUAUUACUCCUCCCCCGAGCGGAGCGAGUCUUCAGAGCUGCUGGGCGGAGCCAGCAUGACCGUGCUCGCCACCUCGCCGCCCAAGAGAGCCAUGGGAAGAAAGGGCAUCCUGAAGCGCAACGGCAAGUACUCCACCUACAGCGGACCCCCCUCCGCCGCCGCCGUGGCCGCCGCCGGAGGUCUGGGGGAGCCCCCCGCGCCGGCCGACUCGGGCCUGUCGCGCAGUCAGAGCCGCCCCUCCAGCAUGGUGGGGGAGGACAUGUCGCCCGGCAACAAGUGCGCCGAGUGGCAUCCCUCCACGCCGCACCGCCGCCCUAACAUCCGGGCGUGCGUGUCUGCCGAGAACCUGCUGCACCUGGCCAACUUCAAAGGCUUCCAGGCCGCGCCCACCAUCCUCCAGGCGCCCAAGUUCGGACGUGGCCCCAAAACAAAAGGCUCGCCUGGGGACAAUGGCAGCUUCUCAUUGCUGGGCGACCUGGAGGACAUGACUCAGGUGUACCAGCAAGCCCUGGACAUUAGCAGCAACCUCACUUAGCACACGGGCGCAGAGGCAGGAAGCGUGUGUGUGUGUGUGUGUGUGUGUGUGUGUGUGUGUGUGUGUGUGUGUGUGUGUGUGUGUGUGUGUGUGUGUGUGUGUGUGUGUGUGUGUGUGUGUUUAGGCAUUAACGACCAGUGUGUUACUGGGAUACACCUUUUGGGAGGUUGAGGUUUUCCAAAUAGGGCUGACAUCUUGAUGGGAAUGAUAUGUUUACCCACCACUCACACACACACACACACACACACACACACACACACACACACACACACACACACACACACACACACACACAGGUGUACACACUCAAGUCCACUUCUCAGGCCAGUGGAAACUUGGUCAGGGCUUUUUGUGAACAGGAUGGAGAGGGGAGUUGGCAGCAACACAAGCCACCCAAGUGUGUGUGUGUGUGUGUGUGUGUGUGUGUGUGUGUGUGUUCCCCUUUGUCACUCUCCUGCGUUCCCACAUGUUUACAUAUCCAACCAGAAGCGUAGAUUCCCACCCAUUCAGAGUUUACAAAAGCACCUUUGAUUAAUACACACAGAGCACACGCUUUUGUGAUCUUUUUAUUUUGGAAAGAAAAACCAACCAACCAGGGUCGUAUUCAAAAAGUUGCUCAUUAUUUAUUAUUAUUUGCCUCGCUUUGUUUUGUUUUGUUUUGUGGGCCGAACUUGAUGUUGGGUGUUGGCUGUUACCGGAGUCCAUAUAGUAAUGAAUAUUAUUAUUGAUGCUAUAUAAUUAGCAGAUAUAUACAGCUAUGUUGGCAAGUAUUUUGUCCUACAGUACUACAUAGUUGCAGUUAUUCAUAAUAUAGUACUAUUGCGUUAUUUUUCCAGCAAUAUCAUCAGAAAUUGUGCGAUACCACACGUACGUCACACCAUCCGUGACACGGAGAAAACGGCAUUUUUCCCACGAGACCGAUACACGGUGAUUGCGCGAUAUUUGGAAGAAGACACUUAUCAUUUCACAGCACAGUUAUUGUACGAUACGUGGCGAUCAUGUGCGAUACUAAAUAAUCACACAGCAAUGUCACCAAGAAUUGGAAGAAAACGUGCAACACAAAGUGAUAUCUUUAAGAGUAUGUUUUCGUAAAGCCUGUAAACCACCUCAGAAAGGGACUCUUUCUAAUAACAUUGAUUGUACGACGUAUCGGAAGAAAAACAAUGUACAAAACAUCACGAUAUUUCUAUAUAAUCCGACAAUAGUGAUAUCACAAUAUAGCAAUGGGCGAAAGGGUAUUUUUUCAACAAUACCGAUAUUAUAUGGAUUACGUAACAAACAUCGCAAUAUCAACGCAACCGAUUAUCAUUAUACAUCGAUAGUAUGAUACAGUUGAAGAAAGCUUUUUCACGAUGUAUCACUGAAAAAGGACCAGCAACACCCACAUCACAAUUCAGCCAUUGUAGAAUAUACCGUAAUCGUAAUACCCAACAAUACCAAUACAGUAACGGCGUCAUAUUUUUGGAAGAAUGACACGUGUCUAUGUUAAGGAGAACGAGAAAUCGAAGAAAACUGUGCGAUACAUCACAUUGUCCAUAAUGCUGAUAUCACGAUACAGCUAUUAUGUGAUAUAUCGGAAGAACACAACUCACAGGAGAGUCACAACAAGUCAAAAAUGACCAUUACAUCGACGACUUGUAUAGAUGUUUGGUCCCACCCCUACUGUAUACGUAGGAAUUGCCUUUUUUUCGUAAUUGUACGCCAAUACCCGCCGAGCCAAACCAAAUGGUGAGGUUUUUUUUUAAGGGGCUUCAAAGGUCAGCACAGUGUAGCGGUGCUUGAAUGACUGCCCCCUGCUGGUGCGGAGUUGUCGGACAUGUCAUGUUUGACAAGAGAGCUCAGCUUACAGCUUUGACACGGUCGGCGCUCCAUCCGUGUACACUCGGCCGCCGCGUCGAGCGAGCACAAUCAGCUGUUGUUUGAGAGGAAGUGGAUUUAAAUGGAAGAGGGAGAGGCGGAGGUUUAGAGAUGGGAAUGUAAAAGGAAGUGAGAAGAAAUAAGGGCUGUUCAACUGGCAAGGGGCCAAAUCCUGCAUGUUAAAUGUCAUCAAACUGGCGCUUUUGCAGUAGGUUCCUACAAACUGUAGUCAUAACGGCCCCGUUUACACUGCACACCAAAUCAGAUUUUUUUUGUUACCCUCGAGGGACCCAGAUUUGAUAUAAAAAAAAAUAUAUAUUAAUCAGAUUCAGGCCACAACAGGAGGUAGUCCGGAAUCCCAUUGGAAUCUGAUCUUUUCAAAUGUGACUUCAGUCUAAACGCAAUGUGACCCGAAUGUGAUUUUUUUUCGUCGUCUUUGGGCGAGCGACGUCACUCGUGGUGCGCCGGAAAGACACAGUGUCGCCAGCGGAAAUGGAUAUUUCAUCAUCCGGUUUCAGUUUUUAUUUAAGACGACCACAUUUUCAGUGCAUCACUUGUAAAUAGUGCACAAAUAAAUCUAUAUGUAAUAUAUGAAUAUAGGUUUUGAAAUAGCAAUUGUUGAAAGACCGGAAUUGACGCUGUGACACAUUUGUUUACAUGUGAGUUUAAUUUUUUUUUCCAGAUAUAUAUAUGUAUAUAUAUACAUAUACCGUAUUUUUCAGAGUAUAAGUCGCUCCGGAGUAUAAGUCGCACCGGCCGAAAAUGCAUAAUAAAGAAGGAAAAAAACAUAUAUAAGUCGCACUGGAGUAUAAGUCGCAUUUUUGGGGGAAAUCUAUUUGAUAAAACCCAACACUAAGAACAGACAUUUGAAAGGUAAUUUAAAAUAAAUAAAGAAUAGUGAACAACAGACUGAAUAAGUGUACGUUAUAUGAGGCAUAAAUAACCAACUGAGAACGUGCCUGGUAUGUUAACGUAACAUAUAAGUAAGAGUCAUUCAAAUAACUAUAACAUAUAGAACAUGCUAUACGUUUACCAAACAAUCUGUCACUCCUAAUUGCUAAAUCCCAUGAAAUCUUAUACGUCUAGUCUCUUACGUGAAUGAGCUAAAUAAUAUUAUUUGAUAUUUUACGGUAAUGUGUUAAUCAUUUCACACAUAAGUCGCUCCUGAGUAUAAGUUGCACCCCAAUCUAUGAAAAAAACUGCGACUUAUAGUCCGAAAAAU